AAGCGGAUUGGCGUUGGUUAGUAUUUCAGAGGAGGAGCCGGGUCCUCUACGGAGCGACGCCGAGGCUAAAGGAGGACCUAAGAUCAGCCGCACCUUCAGCUACAUCCGCAACAAGAUGACCAAGAAGAGCAAGGAGAAGGAGAGGAAAGGCGAGAGGGAGCGGGAGAGCAAAGAGAGAGAAAAGAAGAGUGCAAGCGGUCACGUCUUCAUCCCCGCCGGCGCGUCUCCAUCCGCGGCCUGUCAGCACUGCAGCAAAGUCCUCAACAGCAAGGAGACGUUCCUCUGCAACAACUGUGGGGCCCAUGUGCAUAAGUGCUGCAGAGAGAGUCUGCCCACCUGUACAAAGAGCAAAGCAAAGACGUCCUGUGUUUGCUUCCAGCAGCAGUUGCUGGUGGCAGAAGCUGCUCCGGGGUCAGCUGUUAACACCAGGAGUAAAUCUACAUCUUCAGCAUCGUCUGCGUCCUCUACGUCUUCCUCGUCGUCACGGGAACGCUGGUCCACAGCAACCAGCCCUGAAGAGCAGCUCCCCUUGAGUUUUCCACGAAGACACCCAGGUCUGUUCAACCCGCACAGCAACCUGGCAAAGAGCAUCUCCACCAGCAACAUAGCCGGGCUGGACGAAGUGUCACUUAAAGGCCUGAAGUUUCUUUCCCAGUCCACUGACUCUCUGCACAAGGGGGGCAAAGUCAACGCCUCCACGGAGUCCCUGACGGAUGAAGGUACGGAGAUGAUGGACAGCCAGCUGAUGGGAGAGUUUGAGUGCGACACUAAAGAUCUGGAAGCCGACUCUUGGAGCGGCACCAUGGAGAAGAAGUUCCUGAAAUUGUUGAAGAAAGACGAAAUCAAGAAACAAGACGUUAUCUAUGAGUUGUACCAGACGGAGUUCCACCACGUGAGGACGCUGAAGAUCAUGUCUGAAGUCUACUACAAAGGUCUUCAGAAAGAGCUGCAGCUCGACCCUCAAACCCUGGACAAGAUCUUCCCCGUUUUGGACGACAUGUUGGAGACGCACACACAUUUCCUCACUCUGCUCCUGGAGAGAAAGAAAGCUUCAUCAACCGAAGGACAGAACAACAACUACCUCAUCUUCAGCAUCGGGGACGUGCUGCUCAACCAGUUUUCAGGCAGCAGCGCCGAUCGCAUGAAGAGAGUUUACGGGAAGUUCUGCAGUCGCCACAGCGAAGCCGUCAAUCUCUACAAAGACCUGCACGCCAAAGACAAACGCUUCCAGGCGUUCAUCAAGAGAACGAUGAGCAGCAGCAUUGUGCGGCGACUCAGCAUCCCAGAGUGCAUUCUGCUGGUCACCCAGAGGAUCACCAAGUACCCCGUCCUCAUCCAGAGGAUGCUGCAGCACACUAAAGACUCCGAUGAAGACCACGGCUGCGUCUGUGAAGCUCUGCGCUGCGUGAAGGAGAUGAUCACGGCUGUGGACAGCAAGGUCAACGAGCAGGAGAAGAAACAGAAGCUGAGGGAGGUGUACAGUCGCACCGACAGCAAGUCCAUCAUGAGGAUGAAGAGCGGCCAGAUGUUCGCUAAGGAGGACCUGAUUAGGGGGAGGAAGCUGCUGCACGACGGAGCGCUGCAGCUGAAGAACUCCGCCGGGCGGCUCAAAGACGUCCAGGCCAUGCUGCUGUCGGACGUGUUGAUAUUUCUUCAAGAAAAAGACCAGAAAUACGUCUUUGCCUCAUUGGACCAGCGCUCCACCGUCAUCUCUCUGCAGAGCCUGAUAGUCCGAGAAGUGGCCAACGAGGAGCGAGGUCUCUUUCUGAUCACAGCUGGAAUAGAGAAACCAGAGAUGGUGGAGGUGUUGGCCAGCAGCAAGGAGGAGCGCAACACGUGGAGAGCCAUCAUACAGGACGCCAUGCACUGCAUGGAGAAAGACGAGGACGAGGGAGUCCCCAGUGAGACAGAAGAAGACCGGAGGCAGCAGGAGAGCAGAGCGAAGGAGAUCCGAGAGCUUCUGCGAAGGAAAGACGAGCAAAUCAUCUCUUUAUUGGAAGAGAAGGUCCACAUCUUCAGGGACCUGGGCGACUCUAGUCCCGCCCCUGAUGAUCCCAGUCCACCGGUCAGAGAGCGGAUGUUGUUCAUGGCCACACCCGACGACGUCACCAAGGGGGAGCCAAUCAUGAUGGACGCCCUGAGGGAAGUGGAGACCCUGCAUGGCUUGGUCAACAGCGGCUGCAGUGUUCCAGUCGGCCUGACAGGGGGCAGCGUGGGACCGGUCUGCCUGCCCAGGAGAGCGGAGACAUUCGGGGGCUUCGACAGUCACCAGAUGAACAGCAGCAAGAAUGGAGACAAGGAGGAGGGGGAUGAAUCACUGGACCUCCGUAGGACGGAGUCAGACAGCGUGUUGAAGAAGGGAGCCACCGCCAGCCUCCAGAUGUUGCUGAAGAGAAACCAUGAGCAGGUGCAGCACAGUGUGACGCAUCUUCACGGCCUGCUGAUCUCACUUCAGGCCGUGGUAGUGCAGCAGGACUCGUACAUCGAGGACCAGCGGCAGACGCUGAGCGAACGGCUCACCGCCAAUUCUUCCAGACACUCGUCGUCCUCCUCGCUUUCGUCGUCUUCCUCGUCCCGCCCUUCCUCCCUCAUCGAGCAGGAGAAACACAGGAGCCUGGAGAGACAGCGGCAGGAGGCGGCCACCCUGCAGAAACAGCAAGCUGCACACCAGGAGGAAAAGAGGAGGAGAGAGAAGGCGUGGGAGCUGAAGGACAGGUGUCUGGCAGAGCGGGAGGAGAGGCUAAGAGCAGACGAGGACCAGACCCAGAUGAGGCAUCGGGAGGUGACGGAGGAGUGGGAGGCGCUCCGGAGGAGGAAAGAGGAGUACCAGGUGGAGCUGGAGAGGCUGAGGGAGGCGCAGAGGAGGCUGGAUAGAGACAAGGAGGCUCUGAAGAGAGACACCGAGAGACUUGAGGCCAUGAAGAAAGACGAGUCGGAGCAGCUUCAUCGGUACCAGCGGACUCCCUCCACCACCUCCGAGGAGUCCAUAAGGUUCCACAGCUCCGGGUCUCUGGACCUCGAGCCGAAGGAGGCAGCCGAACAGCCGAAAGUGGUGGAGCUCUCAACCUCCGCCCCGACCAAAGAGCCUUUCCUCCGCAUCGGAUCCAAGAGGAUGAAGAAAAACUUCAACCCCUUUUCCUCGUCAUCCUCCUCCAAGACUCAGGGAGCAGAGAAGGAGGCGCAGCUCCCCAACAGGCUGCUUCAGCUGACCAAACCCAAGGAGAAGAAGGACAAGAGGAAGACGAAGGGCAAAGCAGAGCAGACACAGACAGCUGGAGUGAUGUUGGAUCCUCAGAACGACGGGGACAUCUUCUUCUGCUGAGGACAGGGACAGCUUACAUGUGGACCCCUGAGUGACCCCUUAGCUCUCUAUUUGCAAAUGAAAUGCCCACAUGGGUCUCCUUUGCAGGCCGCAUGGACUUGGACACUGUCCCGACCGAAAGGAAGACGAUCCAACUAACCUGCAACAAGCACUGACCUCCUCCAUGAGUCCCCAGCUGAUGUCCCGUUGAGCUGGGGACUCAAUCAGGGGGUCUUUGAUCAACAAGUACGCCCCUCCCCUCCCCUCCCACCUUCCAUUAGUAAAUCCAACAAGAGGAAGAGGUAUUCCUGAUGUCUCCUGGCUGUAGGGACCCUCAAACCUCCUCCAGAAUCCAGACUGUAGCUUCAACACUUGUAGUGCCUUAAGUCUCUGACAUGGUCUCCGUCUGAUGGACGCAGUCACUGCAGGACAGGUGCUUCACAAUCGCCAAGCAAAGGAAAUCUGUCAUCAAACAGAUCAGAUGAAUCCAUGAACGCCUUUUUGGUGUGACAAUCACAGCAGUGCAACUUAAAAUACACACAUAUAUAUAUAUAUAUAUAUAUAUAUAUGUGUGUGUGUGUAUUUGUAUGUAUAUAAUGAGUGAGUGAUGCCUCAUUUUAACGGUUUGCCAUUUCCCCUUAAUGAUCUCAUCACACGUUGGUUACAGUCAUUUGCGUGGGAACAUCACUAACAGAUGAGCUGCAUUUAAAUCCAAACCAAUCUGCCUUUCAUAGCUGCAGAUUUUAUUCUUAAUAUAGCGUCAAUGUUUUGUGAUGACACAGAUCCCCAGGAGCUCGUUCUUUUACCCUUUUGUAACAUGUAGCACACCGGUUUUGAGUUGAGUAUUUGAUGUUUAUCUACAUCUCACCCUUUUGCACGUCCAUUAAAACUCUCUGAAACCA
Gasterosteus aculeatus aculeatus (three-spined stickleback) is the source of this 4203-nucleotide messenger RNA. The record is from RefSeq and is a predicted model, not a curated record. NCBI's taxonomy places the organism in Eukaryota, Metazoa, Chordata, Actinopteri, Perciformes, Gasterosteidae.